AUGUUGUGGACCCCUACUAUCCUGGCUUCGACCUUGACGGCUUUGCUUGUCACCGCUGCACCUCCUCAUUCGCUCGGCAAGCGGAACGCGGAUUGCUUUGCCGACAAUGUCGAUGGAUGCUACUACGACACGGUCGGACGCAAAGGCGCUGCUGCAUCUGAAGUUGGAACCUGCUCGGCUAUCGCCAUUGAUAUCCUCAAAGCUGGUGGAAAUGCCGCCGACGGGAUGAUCGCCAGCGCUCUCUGCGUCGGUGUGGUCAACGCUUUCCAUUCCGGGAUCGGAGGAGGUGGCUUCAUGCUGGUGCGAUACUUGAACGACGACGGGACGCACGGAUACGAGGAGAUCGACUUCAGAGAGACCAUGCCUGCUGCUGGAAACGUCACCAUGUACUCUGCUGCGGGUGCCAACCAAACCUUAUCGACUAUCGGAGGUCUCGCUGUCGGAGUUCCCGGAGAAAUGCGAGGAUGGGAACAAUUGCAUAGCCGUCACGGCCGCCUUCCCUGGGCCGAGCUAUUCCAACCUGCCAUCCACCUCGCGCGAAACGGUUUCGUAGUCAAUGUCGACCUCGCCGACGCUAUCGCUCAAUACGCCACUGGUUUCAUUAUCUCGGAUCCUAACUUUGCUGCCACCUACGCUCCGAACGGAACUACACUCAAGCAGGGUGACACGUGUUACAGGCCGAACUUGGCGGACACCCUCGAACUGAUCGCCAAUGAAGGUGUGGAGGUGUUUUACACCGGAAAGAUCGCUCAGGGGAUCGUCGAUACCACCAGCAAGACCGGCGGUAUAAUGACUCUGGACGAUCUGGCUGGAUACGAGGCUAUCAUCCGAGAACCCGUCAACAUCACUUAUCGUGACAAGCGAAUCUUCUCGACCGUCGCCCCUAGCUCUGGAAGCGUCGUCUUGUCCGCGCUCAAGAUCUUCGAGGGAUACAACGGUUCUUACUCGGAUAGCGAUCCCGAAAUCAAUGUCACUACCCAUCGACUCAUCGAGGCCAACAAGUUCGCUUACGGUCAGCGAUCCAACUUCGGCGACCCAGCCUUCACCCCGAACGUGACCACUCUUGAGCGCCUCUACUUGACCGAACCUGUUGUCGAAGCCGCUCGAGCCAAGAUCAACGAUACCGCAACUUUCGGAACAUCUUUCUACACCCCUAGCGGCUAUGUUCCCGGCCCAGAGGCUGGAACCAGUCACUUGGCUGUUGUUGACGGUGACGGUAUGGCUGUCUCGCUGACGACUACCGUCAACACCUACUGGGGAAGCCGUACCAUGACGGACGACGGAAUCGUCCUGAACAACGAGAUGGACGACUUCUCCUCUCCCGGUCAGGUCAACUCCUUCGGCUUUGCUGCCAGCCCGAUCAACUACAUUGCUGGAGGCAAGCGACCUCAGUCUUCCAUUGCCAGCUCAAUUGCCGAGGACCUCGAGACCGGAGAGCUGAUGAUUGCUACCGGAUCGGCGGGAGGAUCGAGGAUCAUAACUGCUACCCUGCAAGAAUUAUAUCAUUAUAUCGACCAGAAUCUCAACGCCAGCGGUUGUACCCACCACCCACGAUGGCACGACCAACUCAGCGGAACUACCUACUUCGAGCUCCCGGACCUCAGCAAAGGAUUGGUCGGUUAUAACAAUGGUACUGUCGCCUACAUGAAAUCGUUGGGUUACAACGUUACCUACCAGGGAAUCAGCGGGUCGACUUCGCACGUCGUCGCUAGAUUGCCGGACGGGAGCUUGGAGGCUGCGAGUGAUCCCAGGAAGGCUGCGGGUUACGGCGCUGCGUUUUGA
Filobasidium floriforme is the source of this 1782-nucleotide messenger RNA. RefSeq names its product gamma-glutamyltranspeptidase. The record is from RefSeq and is a predicted model, not a curated record. NCBI's taxonomy places the organism in Eukaryota, Fungi, Basidiomycota, Tremellomycetes, Filobasidiales, Filobasidiaceae. Gene Ontology annotation, molecular function: glutathione gamma-glutamate hydrolase. The transcript is spliced from 10 exons. The coding region runs from base 1 to 1782 and encodes 593 amino acids. Gene Ontology annotation, biological process: glutathione catabolic process. Gene Ontology annotation, cellular component: plasma membrane.